AUGUUGUAUUAAUUAAUUAAUUAUGCGAGAUCAUGAAGAAGAUGGGAAUUCAGAAGGCAACGGCGCGGCGGCAGAGGAGCUGAGCCCCAAUCUCUUCACAAAAUAUGAUCUUGGUAAACUCCUUGGGUGCGGAGCCUUCGCCAAGGUCUACCACGCCCGUGACCUCCGCACCGGCCAAAGCGUGGCUAUCAAAUCUAUCAACAAGCAGCGUAUUCAGAAAGGAAACCUAGCUGUUCACAUUAAACGGGAGAUCGUUAUCAUGCGCAGGCUGCGCCACCCCCACAUCGUGCGCCUCCACGAGGUCCUUGCUACCAAAACCAAGAUCUACUUCGUCAUGGAAUACGCCAAAGGCGGUGAGUUGUUUGCAAAGAUCGCCAAAGGUAGAUUUAGUGAAGAUCUCUGCCGCAAAUAUUUCCAGCAAUUAAUCUCUGCCGUCGAUUACUGCCACUCCCACGGCGUUUUCCACCGUGAUCUCAAGCCCGAAAAUCUGUUAUUAGACGAAAACUGGGACUUGAAAGUCACUGAUUUCGGACUCAGCGCUGUAACGGAUCAGAUCCAAACCGACGGUUUGCUCCAUACGUUGUGCGGUACUCCUGCUUACGUAGCACCGGAAAUCCUAGCUAAAAAAGGCUACGAUGGUGCUAAAGUUGAUGUGUGGUCCUGCGGAGUUAUUCUCUACGUUCUGAAUGCGGGAUAUCUACCCUUCAACGACACCAAUUUGAUGGCCAUGUACAGAAAAAUCUACAAAGGCGAAUUCCGUUGCCCUAAAUGGACCUCACCCGAUCUCAAGAGGUUUUUGACCCGCGUACUUGAUCCAAAUCCGAGCACCAGAAUCACGGUGCACGAGAUUCUGAGUGACCCGUGGUUCAACAAGGGGUACAAGGAGAUUAAGCAUCCAGUUGACAGGGACUUCGAAUUUAAGGAAUAUUCAGAAGCGCGUUACUUGAAUGCUUUUGACUUGAUCUCUUAUUCCUCCGGUUCAGAUCUCUCCGGUUUGUUCGGUAACAGUGGGAAUCGGAUCAAUUCUGAAAUGUUUGUGUCCGCUGAGUCGCCGGAGAGGAUAAUCGGAAGGUUUGAGUCCUUGGCAGAGGAGGAGGGUAUGGGGGUGGCAAAGAGGGGAUUGGGGGUGAGGUUGCAUGGGCAUAAUUGGAAAUACGUUCUCAUGGUAGAAAUCAACCGGUUAACGGAAGAACUGGUCGUAGUGGAGGUCAAAAGAAGUGGAUCUGGACGCGAUUUAUGGAAAGAGAAAUUCAAGCCGCGGCUGAAUGAUUUAGUUCAUAAACCUGACCUCCCCGCUGCAGGUAACUAGC
Molecule: messenger RNA, 1310 nt
Organism: Erythranthe guttata (spotted monkey flower)
Lineage: Eukaryota; Viridiplantae; Streptophyta; Magnoliopsida; Lamiales; Phrymaceae
Source: RefSeq, a predicted model, not a curated record